AAAGUCAAAGCAACGGGAGAGAAACAACAACGUCUUUAAAUGCUAUCGGUUGGUGUAGUUGCAGAAUCCCCAAAGCUACACCCUACACUAAUUGUAAGGACACAGACACUUGAGGCCAGUGCCAGAAGCAUCUUCACAGCGUCUGCGGAGGACACAUGAGCUUCGCUGAGGGGUCUGUUUGGAAGAAGAGAAAAGGAAGGAAAAUGGAUGGUGAAACCCACCAUACCCACCCCCACCACAACCACCACCACCACCACCACCAUCACUCUCACUCUAGUACUUUCACAAUCGACGACAACCCCAAGAAGAAGAAUCUGCAGGCCUCAAGCAAAGGCGAGCGAUGCGCUCUGGUGACGUUUCGGGAGUUGCCGGAUUACAUGAAGGACAACGAGUUCAUACUGAAUUAUUACAGGGCCAAUUGGUCUCUUAAGGAAGCUCUCUUCAGCGUCUUUCGGUGGCAUAAUGAGACAAUUAACGUUUGGACACAUUUGCUUGGAUUUGUUCUAUUCUUGGGGUUGACUCUGGCGAAUUUGAUGCAAGUGCCUCAGUUUGCGGAUUUCUUUACCAAUUUCAGCUGGUCUUUUCCACUGUGCGCAGCUAUAAAUGCUUCUCAUGAUUCAAAAGAUUUCUCUCUGGGCACAUCAAACCUCAUCCAAUUGAAGCAAAUAACACAGCCAGAAACCGAGUUCCUGUCACCAGAAAUGCCCACAACACGGUGGCCGUUCUUCAUCUUCUUGGGUGGCUCCAUGUUCUGUCUCCUCUCAAGCAGCGUUUGCCACCUCUUCUCCUGCCACUCCCGCAGCUUGAACAUCUUGUUGCUGCGAAUGGACUAUGUUGGAAUCGCUGUCAUGAUCAUCACCUCCUUCUUCCCCCCAAUCUACUACAUCUUCCAAUGUGACCCCCACUGGCAAUUCAUUUACCUUGCAGGGAUCACAGCCAUGGGGAUUUUCACCAUCAUAACACUGCUCUCCCCAUCCCUUUCAACUGCCAAAUAUCGAGCUUUUCGAGCCUCACUCUUCGCAACCAUGGGGUUCUUUGGCAUUCUGCCUGCAAUCCAUGCUCUCAUCGUGAAUUGGAAUGAACCCCGGAAAUCUAUAACCCUGGUCUAUGAGUUGGCCAUGGCUCUAUCCUAUGGGAUUGGUACCAUAUUCUAUGUUACUCGAAUUCCGGAGAGGUGGAAGCCCGGCUGCUUCGACAUCGCCGGACAUAGUCAUCAAAUAUUUCAUGUUUUGGUGGUGAUGGGGGCAUUGGCUCACUACGGUGCCACACUCGUAUUUUUGGAGUGGCGCAAUUCAGUUGGGUGUGUGUAAUAUAUCUCAUAAGCAAUAUUAUGUAGUUGUUGGUAUUGUGGCAGAAGAUAUAUUCCUCAAGAAAACAAUAUUCACAAGGGGUUGCUAAGAAUAUCACUAAUCAAAAAUGAAAAAAUUAUUUCAUUUUAUUCA
Molecule: messenger RNA, 1442 nt
Organism: Vitis riparia (riverbank grape)
Lineage: Eukaryota; Viridiplantae; Streptophyta; Magnoliopsida; Vitales; Vitaceae
Product: heptahelical transmembrane protein 1
Exons: 4
Coding region: 156-1310 (384 amino acids)
Biological process (GO): response to hormone
Cellular component (GO): membrane
Molecular function (GO): signaling receptor activity
Source: RefSeq, a predicted model, not a curated record